AUGGCCGACAGUCUGAAAGUCGAAAAGCUCUCCUUGAACGAUUCCCAGCACGCCCCUCCCGCGGCUGCUCAUACUACGCCAUCUGGACGUGCCGCCUAUAUCCCUCCUCACCUUCGCCAGCAGCGUAAUGCUGGUGCUGUAGGCUUGGAUGGCGCUGGCUCUUCGCCUGGUGGAAGGAACGCUGGCGCUUGGAACGCGAACCGAACUGGUUCCCGUGGUGGCAGCUGGGCAAAUGCCUCUUCUUUCAACCCUCGCAAUUCCGCCAAUGGUUACGGUGGCUCCCAGAGCGGUCCCUCCAGUACUCCCAGAGGCUCGGGAGACGGUCAAUGGCGCGAUGGCAAACAUAUCCCCGGUCCCGCGAACGCCCGUUUGGAGCGCGAACUUUUCGGUGUUCCCAAUGACCCCUCCAAGCAGACUACUGGCAUCAACUUUGCCAACUAUGAUGAUAUCCCCGUGGAGGCCUCCGGCCACAACGUCCCCGAACCCGUUAACGCCUUCACGAACCCGCCUCUGGAUGACCAUCUGCUCUCGAACAUUAAGCUCGCCAGUUACAAAAUCCCCACCCCUGUUCAAAAGUAUUCUAUUCCCAUUGUCAUGAACGGUCGUGACCUCAUGGCAUGUGCACAGACUGGUUCUGGAAAGACCGGUGGUUUCUUGUUCCCGAUCCUUUCCCAGGCAUAUCAGAACGGGCCUUCUGCUGCCCCUGCACCGGCUCAGGGUCAACUCAGCUAUGGCCGGCAGCGCAAGGCUUACCCUACUUCCUUGAUCCUUGCCCCUACUCGCGAGCUUGUCUCUCAGAUCUUUGAUGAGGCCCGCAAGUUCGCCUAUCGCUCCUGGGUUCGUCCAUGUGUCGUGUACGGAGGUGCCGAUAUUGGCUCUCAACUGCGCCAAAUCGAGCGCGGCUGUGAUAUGCUGGUCGCUACUCCUGGUCGUUUGGUUGACCUUAUCGAACGUGGCCGUAUCUCCCUGGUUAACAUCAAAUACUUGGUUCUUGAUGAGGCUGACCGCAUGCUGGACAUGGGUUUCGAACCCCAGAUUCGCCGUAUUGUUGAGGGUGAGGAUAUGCCCUCUGUGAAUGACCGCCAGACACUCAUGUUCUCCGCCACUUUCCCUCGUGAUAUCCAGAUGCUUGCCCGCGAUUUUUUGAAGGACUACGUUUUCCUGUCCGUCGGUCGCGUUGGAUCUACGUCUGAGAACAUCACUCAGAAGGUCGAGUAUGUCGAGGACCAUGACAAGCGUUCUGUCCUCUUGGAUAUCCUCCACACCCACGGAACCAGCGGUCUUACCCUUAUUUUUGUCGAAACCAAGCGCAUGGCUGAUUCCCUGUCCGACUUCCUCAUCAACCAGCGCUUCCCUGCAACCGCCAUCCAUGGUGACCGCACUCAGCGCGAGCGUGAACGCGCUCUGGAGUUCUUCCGUAGCGGACGUUGCCCAAUUCUGGUUGCCACUGCUGUUGCUGCCCGUGGUCUCGAUAUUCCUAAUGUUACCCACGUCAUCAACUAUGACCUGCCCACCGAUAUCGACGACUAUGUUCACAGAAUUGGUCGUACCGGUCGUGCCGGUAACACCGGUAUCGCCACUGCUUUCUUCAACCGUGGCAACCGCGGUGUUGUGCGCGACUUGAUCGACCUUUUGAAAGAGGCUCACCAGGAAGUACCAUCCUUCUUGGAGAGUAUUGCGCGCGAAGGCAGCGGCUAUGGCGGUCGUGGUGGCCGUGGUGGCCGUGGCCGUGGUGCAAAUGCUACCCGUGACAUGCGUCGCAUGGGCGGCGGCAUGGGCGGUCCUCCUUCCUUUAGCGGUAACACCUACAGCGGUGGUCCUAGUAGCUAUGGUGGCAACUUUGGUGGUCCUCCCUCGUAUGGCGGUGGUGGCUAUAGCGGAUACGGUGGUGGAUACGGCAACCCGUCUGGCCCUACUGGACCAUCUUCCUGGUGGUAA
Monascus purpureus is the source of this 1938-nucleotide messenger RNA. The record is from the annotation of a GenBank genome assembly. Lineage: Eukaryota; Fungi; Ascomycota; Eurotiomycetes; Eurotiales; Aspergillaceae.